AUGAAACCAAAGAAUCUUCAUUUGGUGAGUAUUCACAAGCGUCCGAAACCCAAACCAUCCCAUCCUGAUCAGCUGGGCUACGUGGGGGUAGCCGAACCAUCCUACUUAUCAAUCGAGUUAGCUUGGGACCCUCCUGAUGGUCUGCGUACUAGUCAGCAGAUCACUUACCAAGUAUUCGUCCGUCUUGUCGGUCCGGAGGAUCUGAUCAGUGAAUUGGUCGAACAGCAACCUGGGAUGUCAGCAGGCGAAUCGAUGUCUAGUGGAUACGGGAUGUACCCCGAAGGCGGACUGGUCGAUGAUCCAAAUGGUUACCACAAUGAGGCAUUAAAUCUCCAUCCUCUGCUUCGCCGUCGUUUGUUGGCCAACGUGACUGGAAAUACGUUCCGAUCUACGGAUGGUGACAGUAUAGAUACGGGCAUUCUGUCGGACAAAUGCCUUGUCGUACGACCAACGUAUGAUGCUCGGCACGAGCAUACAAAUGAAUACACACAAAAGCUGGUGGUAGAAGGUGGCAAUUUGUCCUUCAAGCAGAAUUUGAUAGUGGGGCUGGAGUUGAAGCUCAAACAUAGCGUUUGGUGCGACGUAUCAGUUCGAAGUUUCCCUUCUGAAUGCAUCUGUCACUGGUCCAUCUGCCCGCUUGAACCUCCUUCUACCAGCCCUCUUCAUGUGCGUCUCAGCGGCCUAUCCUCAAGUGCAGUGGAGAUUAGCUGGGCACCUCCACCAGUGCAAUAUCGUAACGGGCGGAUCACAGCCUAUCAGGUUCGAUACUUUGAAGUCGGCGCCGAAACCCAGACUGAAACAAUGGCCAAAGUUACUGUCCCUGGACAAAGACAGCACACAGCUAAAGACCUCAAAGAGAAAACAUUCUACACAUUCAUGGUGCGUGCAUUCACUUCUGCUGGCCCAGGUCCAUGGUCCGGUGCCAGUAACAUCCGUACCAGCGUCGAACUACCUCCACCUCCGUUAGACAUUCGAGCCACCCGAAUCAAUCAGCAUCAAAUUAAAGUUACCUGGCGCAUUCCGACGGGAGAAGAACUAGGUGCUGGAUCCCGACAUAUGUCAAUUCAAGGUUUUCGUUUACUCUACUCAUCCAACAACAAUCCCUACGAGGCUGGGCAGUGGACAUCAUUCGACGUCGCUCCAAUCAGCAUGUCAAUCAUCAGCCAUUUGGACAGCAAAACGAGCUAUGUGAUAUGCAUCAAAUCUCGGGGACCCGAUGGUCGAUAUGGGGACUGCAGUCAACCCGUCAUCAGCCGGGCUGUCACAACCGGUAGCGAGUCAGAAUUCUCCGUUCGAAAUCUGUAUUGUACUGGGGAUGAGACAAGCGUCAAGGUCACCUGGCAACAACCAAUUAGAACAAAGCAAUUAGAAGGCUUUAAGGUUCGCGUCGGUGGUUCGAAACGGUUCGCAGACAAUGCAGGGGUGAUACGUACCCUGGAAUUCCCCGCACGCAGUAUGAGUGUCGCGUAUGCAGCCGUUCAUAUGGGUUACACGUGCACCGUGAGCGAUCUGGAACCGAACAGCAUCUACGACGUUCAACUAAGUGCUUACUAUGAAAUGACUCUGGAUAUGGAGAGUAACUGGGAAACGACAAGCUGUUAUACGCAAAUGCAGCGACCGCCGAUUGUGCCCCCACCAAUGGCAGUGGCUGCGUCCAGUGAACGCCGGCAGGUGCUGUUACAGCUAUCACGCGUGAGUGAACGCUUCGGAAAGAUACGCCACUAUUUCCUGGUUGUCGCACCUGUUCACCUGACGGAUACGGAUCCAGAAAAGAUUGAUAUUGAACAUACCAUCACAACUUCGCGAGGUUUGCCAAGUUCUGGGACCAGGUACGUAGCAGCCAGAUAUCAGCAAGACUACUUCGACCCCCCACCACGGCGUGCACGGAAUUUUACUCUUGGUGCUUUGAUUGCAAUCACUCCGCUUAUGCGUCACACGCGUGACACGCCGUCCAACACCAAAGCAGUGCUGCGCGACAGGCGGAGUAGUCCGCAAAUAACGGACCCAUUUUCGCUAGGAAUGGAUGCCGAAGUGAACUUUGACAACAAGGUUCUUGUUGAUGGUCAGGAAUACAAGGCCUUUGUCCGUGCUUGUGUCUUCCAAAACGACCACCCCGUUGCAACCGGCCCGAAUGCUUGCACCUCCUCUGAUUGGUCACUGGGAUUCGGGCCGGACCGGAAAAUCGUCCCAAUUAGCCAGGUGGUGAAUAUGGACAUUGGUGAAUAUGGCGACUCACGUGAUAGCCAGGUGAAAGAACGUGGCAUAUUUGCAACAUCGGUGUUUCCUGGGAACGACCUCUUUGUUAUAGCCAUCGUGGCGGUCAUUGUCGGGUUGGCACUGGUCGCAGUUAUCUGUAUUGCCUUCGGAUGCGUUAUGCAUCGAAGGCGACGUCCGAAACUAAUGAAUCAUAUGGGUUCAAACGAUCCUAGCAUGAAGCAACCUUUGAUGCGGAUGAACGAUUGUGGUGCUCCGAACGGGACCAAUUUGACAAUGGUUACCAGCGGAAUCGAUCUGAUGGCGUCGAACAUCAGUGCACAGAAUUCGACACAUUUACUGGAAGAUAAGCGGGAUAGCUACGCAACAGGGCAUAGUAGUGUUCCUGGAAGUCAUGUAAUUCCGUCUUCACCACCAAUGGGUCCUACACAUCCCUCUUUGUUCUCUUCCAUCACUACAGCCGGUCGAAGUGGACUGGCCACCUCUGGAACGGGGAGCCCGAUGACUGGAAUGGAUCGCCUUAGUCAGCAAACUUCAGGUCACUUGUGUAGCGUACCAAUGCAGCACAUGCAUCCUCAAACUGGUGCCUAUCCAGAAUUGACCAACAUUCACACAAAUAUGCAUCCAGGACUGAGCCCAUUUGUAAACAGUAUGCGGUGUGGGACACUUAGUAGUCAUGCUGGCAGUCACCCGAGUUCCAUAACCGGUCCCCCAAGCGCCAUCGGAAGUGGAGGAGGGGCAGGGUCAAACUUGAAUUCCGGUCUGACAUAUGGGACAGAAUCAGGAGGGAUCUGCGAUGGCCUUGUUAUUGCACGUAACCGUCUGCCGGGACAUGAUGGAGGCCAAGACCAAAUGUUUGAUAUGCAACCGUUGGCACUUGAGACCAAAGGUCCUCCAAUGAAACAUCCGAUUCCAAUCAGCUGCCUCCCAGAUCAUGUGGCCCGUUUGUCCGCAGCAGAUAAUCUACUCUUCUCUCAGGAAUACGAAUCGAUAGAAACGGAACAACAAUUUACUUGGGAGCACGCCAACAUGGAGGUAAACAAGCCAAAGAACCGUUAUGCCAAUGUGAUUGCUUAUGACCAUUCACGGGUCAUUUUACAAUCAAUCGACUGUGUACCAGGAUCGGACUACAUCAAUGCAAAUUACAUCGAUGGAUACAAACGCCCUAAUGCUUAUAUAGCAACCCAAGGUCCUAUGCCGGAAACAUAUUCGGAUUUUUGGCGCAUGAUUUGGGAGCAGCGUGUUUUCAUCAUUGUUAUGAUGACACGACUGGAAGAACGUGCACGUAUUAAAUGUGAUCAGUAUUGGCCCACCAGAGGUCCGGAAGCAUAUGCGGGAGGACUUCUUACGGUGACACCGGUGGACACAAUCGAAUUGGCCUACUACACGAUCCGGACAUUCAACCUAACUGCUCGUGGAAUCGACGACGAAUGUCGUGAGGUCAAACACUUUCAGUUCACAAGUUGGCCGGACCACGGGGUACCAGAAUACCCAGUUCCUCUCUUACUAUUCAUUCGGCGAAUCCGAGCUACUGUGGCCUCUGGAGCGAACACUUCAUCGUCAAACACUGGCCAUUCAAACAUGAUCGAACAAGGCCCAAUUGUUGUACAUUGUUCUGCUGGAGUUGGUCGAACGGGCGCGUUUAUUGUGAUUGACAUGAUGUUGGAAAGAAUCAAGUAUGAGAAAACAGUUGACAUUUACGGUUGUGUUCGGGCAUUGCGAAGCCAACGGAAUUUCAUGGUCCAAACGGAAGAUCAAUAUAUUUUCAUCCAUUCUGCUCUGUUGGAGGCGGUGGAUGCCGGGAACACGGAAGUACCUGCGCGUAAUCUUCUGGCACACAUUAAAAAAUUGCGGAUCUUGGACAAUAGUGGUGGGUCUGGAAUGGAAUUGGAAUUCAAGCAACUGCAACAGUUUCGUGUACCCCGGGCCAAAUACACAUCGGCACAGAUGUUGUGCAACAAGAAUAAGAAUCGAAUGCUAACCGCUUUGCCGUACGAAAACACCCGCGUCACGUUGCAGUUGAUACGCGGAGUCGAAGGGUCCGAUUAUGUGAACGCAAAUUUUGUAGACGGCUAUCGUGAACGGAAAGCGUACAUCGCCACACAGGGACCGAUGGCUAAGACAGUGGAAGAUUUUUGGCGAAUGGUGUGGGAGUUGAACUCCACGAUCGUCGUCAUGUUGACAAAACUGUGUGAACGUGGACGGGAAUGCUGCUAUCCCUACUGGCCUUCAGAACGAUCAUCCCGUUAUCAGUAUUACGUGGUUGACCCAAUGGUCGAAUACAAUAUGCCAAACUACACUUUGCGAGAAUUCAAGUUGACGGAUGCUAGAGACGGGCAGUCCAGAACACUUCGGCAGUUCCAGUUCACCGACUGGCCCGAACAAAACGUUCCUACAACCUGCGAACCCUUUAUCGAAUUUCUUGGUCAAGUGCAUAAGACCAAAGAACAGUUUGGGCAAGAUGGCCCAAUCACUGUACAUUGCAGCAAUGGAACCGGACGUACAGGUGUCUUCCUAACCUUGUCAAUAGUUUUGGAACGAAUGCGUUAUGAAGGUGUUGUCGAUAUGUUCCAGACUGUUCGAAUGCUUCGAACACAGCGACCCGGUUUGGUAGAAACUGAGGAACAAUACCAAUUUUGUUACAACGCAGCCCUGGCCUAUUUGGCUUCAUUUGAUCAUUAUGCAACAUGAUUUCCCACCUCACGUCUUGUUGUAACUCGACCGUAAAUUCCUGCGCUUUACUUAGCCUAUUUUGACCCGAAUCAACAAUUCUGACCACGAGUUCACUCCACCGACUCCCUCUAUCUGUGUGUCUGUACAGCCGAAGAGGAUGACGAUGAUGAUGACGACGAAAUUUCAUUGAUUUUUUGGUGAUCAGAGUUUUAUUGAUCUUCAGUAUCAUUAUGGAAAACUAAUCAUGAAACUAAUGAUUUUGUUGCUUAUAAUGACCAAACGAGAGAAAUGGGAGAAACCAUUUUGCGCACCUUGGGUAUGCGGACAUAGUUGAUUGUCAGAAAUGUGUACAGCUCCCAUUAUCUAUGUCAAGAUGUCCUAAAAUGCAUUUUCUUCCUAUCUGUUGCUAUCCGCAAUAGAGAAGCAGUUGGGCACUUAUUCACAUCCCUGUGAACGCAACUGUACUUUUCACACCCGUGUGUGUGCAACUAGCUUUUCCAACUGUUUUUAUUCUGCCAAUUAUACAUUUAUAUGAGGUACA
This is a messenger RNA of Opisthorchis viverrini, 5428 nucleotides long. RefSeq lists its product as hypothetical. Bases 1 to 4905 code for a protein of 1634 amino acids. Gene Ontology annotation, biological process: protein dephosphorylation. Gene Ontology annotation, molecular function: protein tyrosine phosphatase activity; protein binding. NCBI's taxonomy places the organism in Eukaryota, Metazoa, Platyhelminthes, Trematoda, Opisthorchiida, Opisthorchiidae. The transcript is spliced from 16 exons. The record is from RefSeq and is a predicted model, not a curated record.